Molecule: messenger RNA, 336 nt
Organism: Nannizzia gypsea CBS 118893
Lineage: Eukaryota; Fungi; Ascomycota; Eurotiomycetes; Onygenales; Arthrodermataceae
Exons: 4
Coding region: 1-336 (111 amino acids)
Biological process (GO): resolution of meiotic recombination intermediates; replication fork processing
Cellular component (GO): FANCM-MHF complex; Fanconi anaemia nuclear complex
Molecular function (GO): chromatin binding; protein heterodimerization activity
Source: RefSeq, a predicted model, not a curated record
AUGGCGCCUAGUAAUGACGAUGGGCAGGAGACAAAAAAGCAAUUGAAGGCGAUGCUCUGGUAUACCCUGGGCAACCUCACUCGCGAACAUGCGGACCUCUUUGAUACUGAGGUGACUCCUCAGUUCAUUGCGGGGUUGGUAGAGAUUACUUGGGCACAGUUAGAAACGGUUGGCCAGGAUCUAGAAAUGUUUGCAAACCAUGCGGGCCGUUCGACGAUUAACGCGUCUGAUGUGCUGCUCCUGGCGCGACGUAACGAAGGCCUCGAGUCGAUUUUGCGUGAAUACAACGACCAUUUGGAAGCUGAAAGGGAGAAGCGAGCUUCCAAGAACGGGUGA